Acanthopagrus latus (yellowfin seabream) is the source of this 2108-nucleotide messenger RNA. Its product is annotated as tropomyosin alpha-1 chain-like. Lineage: Eukaryota; Metazoa; Chordata; Actinopteri; Spariformes; Sparidae. The record is from RefSeq and is a predicted model, not a curated record. Gene Ontology annotation, cellular component: actin filament. Gene Ontology annotation, biological process: cardiac muscle contraction; actin filament organization. The transcript is spliced from 9 exons. Gene Ontology annotation, molecular function: actin filament binding. Bases 157 to 1002 code for a protein of 281 amino acids.
ACUUCCCAGCCGAACUACAUAUUGGACUCACUGCAGCCCAAGCGAGCUCGCACUCCAGCUUGGCGUUCGGUGUGGAUCAGACGCUCCGGUCCUUUCAUUCACUUUCUUUUGUUUUUUUUCAUUUUUUGCGCGGACACCCACCGACAAUAAGCAGCCAUGGAUGCCAUCAAGAAGAAGAUGCAGAUGCUCAAGCUCGACAAGGAGAACGCCUUGGACAGAGCAGAGCAGGCCGAGUCAGACAAGAAGGCAGCUGAGGACAGGAGCAAACAGCUUGAAGAUGACCUGGUGGCACUGCAGAAGAAGCUGAAGGGAACUGAGGAUGAGUUGGACAAAUACUCUGAAGCCCUGAAGGAUGCCCAGGAGAAACUGGAGCUGGCUGAGAAGAAAGCCGCAGAUGCUGAGGGCGAUGUAGCUUCCCUGAACAGACGCAUCCAGCUGGUUGAGGAGGAGUUGGACCGUGCUCAGGAGCGUCUGGCCACAGCUCUGACCAAGCUGGAGGAGGCUGAGAAGGCUGCUGAUGAGAGCGAGAGAGGCAUGAAGGUCAUUGAGAACAGGGCAAUGAAGGACGAGGAGAAGAUGGAGCUGCAGGAGAUCCAGCUGAAGGAGGCCAAACACAUCGCUGAGGAGGCUGACCGCAAAUACGAGGAGGUGGCCCGUAAGCUGGUGAUCAUUGAGAGUGACCUGGAACGUACAGAGGAGCGUGCUGAGCUGUCUGAGAGCAAAUGCUCUGAGCUUGAGGAAGAGCUGAAAACCGUACAGAACAACCUGAAGUCUCUGGAGGCCCAGGCAGAGAAGUACUCACAGAAGGAGGACAAGUACGAGGAGGAGAUCAAGGUUCUUACAGACAAGCUGAAGGAGGCUGAGACCCGUGCUGAGUUCGCUGAGAGAUCAGUCGCCAAGCUUGAGAAGACCAUUGAUGACCUUGAGGACCAUCUAUACAAGCAGCUUGAGAAAAACCGUCUUCUGAACAAUGAACUGAGAGUAGCUUUAAACGAGGCCUAACCCCGGACCGGCCUCUCGUAUGCUUUCAUUCUUCUGAAACUCAAAUGUCCAGGCAUAUUGUCUAAUGCUGUGGUAUAUAAAGAGUGUAGACAACCGUGUCCACGACACAAAAAAACUAAACCAAGUCAUGCUUUCAACAAACGGGAUACAAACGUACGACUUUAACAUUAUGCAUGCUCAAACUGCAGAUUCAGGUGGGAGGUCAGACGACCUCAGGUUAUGAAUGGAUUAGUUUUUUUUGUUUUUUUUCGCUGUUAUCGACAGGGCUGUACUGUAGCAAAUCAGUCCAGUUGAAUCCUGCAUGGUGCUCCGGCUCAUGGGGUGAAAGCUGGAGAAAUGCUAGAGGUCGAUGGCUGAGGAAGGCUCAUAAAAUGCUGAAAGGACUCCAGAAUCCCUUCCAACAUCCCAGAAGCCCCCUUGUUAUGUCAUAAUGACGAACCAGAAAGGAUACGUUUUCAACCAAAAAAACUCAUAAAUUGAAAGACGCAGUGUGUUCGGCGUUGCUGAGAACCAGAAUUGGCUUGUUGGAGUUUUUUUGUAUUUUUUUUUAUCUCUUAUCUGUAGCAUCUCAGUCAGGACACACAUCAGUGUUUUUGAUCAUUUGCUUUGCAUUAACAAUACAUUUGAUUUCGGUGAUGUGGUUGUGAACCGUGUGACACUCCGGAGCAAGGUUACAAAAUCACCCCUCAACUCAAAUUAAAUAAGCAUGAGGACUGGUUAAUGAAAGGAAGAUAAAUUGGGGGUAAAAUCAGUGCUCAAGAGUUUUUUUCCUUUGAGCUGAGCCUGUUCUGGCAGGGUGCUUGGACACGAUACUGUAGGUCACAAAAUCUGUUGCCACACAGACUUGGUCAAGAGCCAUUAUUCUGUCCAAAACCCAGCUCACGCAGUCUUAAAUACAGCCCUGUCUAUAGCUUAUUUACAGUGAAUUGGCUCACAGACUUGGAGAUGAGGACAUGUACUUACUGAAUGCUAACUUCUGCUAUCAAAAACUAAAUGUUUGUAACAAUACCACCAGAUGUCUAACACCUUUUUGCGGGACUAGAGCUUCGUCUGUUUAUAUUCUGUGCAUCUUUAUGCUGUCUGCCUUUUUUUUUAACUGAUGCAAU